Messenger RNA from Aureobasidium namibiae CBS 147.97, 759 nucleotides. Its product is annotated as ribosomal protein L27. Lineage: Eukaryota; Fungi; Ascomycota; Dothideomycetes; Dothideales; Saccotheciaceae. The record is from RefSeq and is a predicted model, not a curated record. The transcript is spliced from 3 exons. Gene Ontology annotation, cellular component: mitochondrial large ribosomal subunit; ribosome. Gene Ontology annotation, biological process: translation. Gene Ontology annotation, molecular function: structural constituent of ribosome. The coding region runs from base 1 to 759 and encodes 252 amino acids.
AUGUUGCUCCCAAGGAUACACGCACUGCCCACGGGCUCUUCAUCACCAGCCAUUGCCACCAUCGAGACUGCUUUGUCGGCUCUGCGCCUGUCGACACCAGCGGUCAAGACGACCAGCAUUGCUGUGCGCCAUGCCUCGCACAAGGCCCAGGGAGCCGCCAACUCUGCAAAGGACGGCGCGGGAAAGAGAUUGGGUGCUAAGAAGAGUGGAGAACAAUACGUGAUCCCCGGCAACAUCAUCUUCCGCCAACGCGGCACGAAAUGGUUCCCCGGCGACAACUGCGCAAUGGGCCGCGACCACACCAUCUACGCCACUCAACCGGGCUACGUCAAGUACUACAAAGAUCCCCUCAAGCACCCCAAACGCCAAUACAUCGGUGUGGUGUUUGAGCGCGCGCAGGUGCUGCCACAGCCUCCGCACGCGGUGCGCAGACGACGCUUGGGCAUGCUGGCCCACCAGAUGGAGACACCCCUACUCGAGAGCUCAUUGCAGGGCGACCUGAUGGCAUCGGGAUCCUCUGCGCAAGAAGGCAAAGUGGUGGUCAAAGACAAGCGCACUGGAGAGGUCGUGAGGGCCACACCGACGCUGAGACCGGGUUACCAGUACAGAGCUGCAAACUGGGAGAUUGGAAGGGCUGCUGAGAGAGCGGGUAUCAGGGUCACGCCAUUUAAGCCUGGCAACAGGUUUUUGGCUUGGAGGAAGGCUGCGGUGAGGAAGGCGAAGAAUGCUGAGAGGAGGGGUUUGACGAGGAGACGUUAG